Molecule: messenger RNA, 4956 nt
Organism: Vombatus ursinus (common wombat)
Lineage: Eukaryota; Metazoa; Chordata; Mammalia; Diprotodontia; Vombatidae
Gene: RAB23
Product: RAB23, member RAS oncogene family
Exons: 8
Coding region: 261-974 (237 amino acids)
Molecular function (GO): GTPase activity; GTP binding
Source: RefSeq, a predicted model, not a curated record
ACCAUUUGCAAGGCACUGUACUAAGUGCUGGGGAGACAAAGACAAACAAUGAAACAGUCCCUGUCCUCAAAGAGCCUUCAUUCUACUAGGGGGAUACAACGUAUACACAAUCCAUCACCUCUCUAUGAGAAAGUUUAUAACAUGCUUCAUCCAAAGUGCUCUGGAAUUCUGGAAUCACCGCAUUAAUCAAAGUUCAUUUGAGAGAAAAAAUCUAAGUGUCUGAAAUUAGUGUUGAUACAAAAAUUUAUCUUCAACUCAGAAUGUUGGAAGAGGAUGUGGAAGUGGCCAUCAAGGUGGUGGUUGUUGGGAAUGGAGCUGUUGGGAAAUCAAGUAUGAUUCAACGAUAUUGCAAAGGCAUUUUUACAAAAGACUACAAGAAAACAAUUGGAGUUGAUUUUUUGGAGAGACAAAUCCAAGUUAAUGAUGAAGAUGUCAGACUAAUGUUAUGGGAUACAGCCGGUCAAGAAGAGUUUGAUGCAAUAACAAAGGCUUACUACCGAGGAGCCCAAGCUUGUGUACUUGUGUUUUCUACUAUAGACAGGGAAUCUUUUGAAGCAAUUUCCAGUUGGAGAGAGAAAGUAGUAACUGAAGUUGGUGAUAUCCCAACCGUGCUUGUACAGAACAAGAUUGACCUCUUGGAUGAUUCUUGUAUAAAGAAUGAAGAAGCUGAGGCAUUGGCAAAAAAAUUAAAGUUAAGAUUCUACAGAGCUUCAGUGAAAGAGGACCUAAAUGUAACUGAAGUUUUUAAAUAUUUAGCAGAAAAAUAUCUUCAGAAACUCAAACAGCAAAUAGCUGAGGACCCAGAAUUAAUGCAUACAAGUAGUAACAAAAUUGGUGUCUUUAACACAGCUGGUGGAAGUCACUCUGGCCAGAAUUCUAGCACACUUAAUGGUGGAGAUGUCAUCAAUCUUAGACCUAACAAACAGAGAACCAAGAAAAACAGAAGCCCUUUUAGCAGCUGCAGUAUACCCUAAAGCCAUUUUGGGGAGCAGGGUGGGAAAGGGAAGGAAGAACUGACAAAAAUUGAAAUAAGCUGUACAGUGAAGGAGUACACUCAACUGUAAUGGUAUGUUAAUGUGUUUCCUAAUGGACUUUGCACCUACUCUGAUAGAUGGUGAAUUUAAAUAUUGCUGUGGCAAUGUUCUUUAGUGUGUACAGGGAGACCUCUGGUGGCAAAAUUGGAAUCAUUGCUACCCUGUGCACUCAUUUUAAUUUUUAUACAUAUGUAUACACACACACACACACACACACACACACAAUUAGACGAUGCUUUUCCUGUUUUGAAGGAACAUUUUAAAAAUAUGAAAAACAGGUUUUGCUGAAUUUCAAAGGAUAUUAAAAACACAAACAAUGUAUAGUAAACAUUGGUACAGAUCUUCAUAUUAAGUGUGGACCAAAUGAAGCAGCAUUAUUUUAAUGGAAUCGAUCAGUCAGCCUUUAGAGAAAAGUAGUAUUUGGAUCUUGAACAACUAUGAUUAAAAUAAUAUUGAGGGGCAAAUUUUAAAUCUUGCCCAGAUAGCAUUAGUGUGUUGGCAACUUUACUUGUGCAAUAUCUGUAUAAUACGUGAAUGUUGUCAGAGGUAUGCAUGUAGAUAUCUGGCACUAAAGUUAAGCUGAAUGUAAGUACAGUAUUUCACUUUAAGGACACUAAAUUUCUGACCAGCAUGCAUCAAACACUACCACUACUGCUACACACACACACUUUAAACUGUUCAUUUCAAGUGAGAAAUUCCAAGCCUAUACUCUGCAAAAUGAAAUCCCUUCUUCCUGUACUUGGAUUUUAAAAAUUCAUUGUGCCAAAAAAAAAAAAACAAAAAAAAUUUUUUCUUGAGGGGAAAGCUUCAAACUAUCUUACUUUUUAUUGAUUAAUGAUGUCUUUUAAAAAGUUUUCCAGUCAAAAAAGUUGUAUAAAAGGAGGAACAUAUAUUUCAGUAAUACUGAGCCUAUUUCAGGCUAAUAGUAUUGCUUUUAAAAACAUAUAUAAUAACUAAAUAUUUCACAUAGUCAUCUGUAAUAGUGACAUACUUAUACCAUCACAGGUUGGCAGAGUAUCUAUUAAGAUUCAUGCAUAUCUGUAGUUAUCCAUAAGAUUCUGUGAAGUGAUAUGCCGUGUCUAGCAUAUUUAACUGCUCCAAAUUGAAAACUUUUAAUUUAUGAGCAUAAUUUAAAAAUAAGCCUCAGCUUAAAAAAUUUUAAUUCCACAAAACAUGUCUUUUUUUUUUCCAAAUUGUUUUUUAAUGGCCAGUGUCUCAGGAGCUUCCCUUUAUUUAUGCAAUUUGUAAGGUGUUUUAAGCUUAUCCCUUAAGAAUUUCUAUAAUAAAAUCUCAAAUUUAUAUAGCAUCUUUCUUCUGGAAAGCUCCAUUGGCAGAAAAUGCAAAAAUAAUUUCCUUUAAGAAAUAUUUUAAUAUUGUAAACAGUAAGUGCCAGAGUAUAAAAAUUGUGAGUAGAGACUAUUUACUUAGAUAAUGUGUGUAUCCUAUUAAUAUUUGUCAUUAUAAGUUAAUGAUAAAUGUUAGCAGGCUUGUUUACUCUCUCUGAGUACCUUUUUAACAUAGUCGAAUGUUAUAGGAGUCUACAGUGGUACUAGGAAAGAAGGUUUCUUGAAAAAUAAAUGUGUCCUGAAGUCAUUUUACAUUUACUUGUACUUAAUAUUUUUUUUUUUAAAGAGAACUUACUGUCCCAGGUUUUCAUAUGGUAUGUUUGAUAUUUUAAGGCAACAUGGUAUGUUGGAUAGAUGACUAGCCUUGGAGUCUAGAAGGUCUCACUUCAAGUCCUGUGUCUGCCACAAGUUGACUCUGUGACCCUCAGCAAAUUAUUUAACCUCUCAAUGCCCCAAGCAGUUCUCUAAGAUCAUAGAUUACGGAACAAUGACAGACCUGCUUUGAUAAGAGUGUCUUUGCUAACUGAGUUCCCUAAAGUGAAUGUGUCAUACUCUGCCUGCAACAUUCCAGGGUGGGCUCCCUCCUCUCCUACCCCCCCAAUCAGAUCAAAAUGUAAUUGGGAUAGUUAACAAAUAAAAAUACAGUAAAACAUAAACAAUGUUAAUUUGUGGUUUUCUAAAUCAGUAUGCAGCCAGCAGAGAUCCUUUUCUUUUAGAGUUUGACACCUCUUCUCUAAAAUCAGUGAAAUCCUAGACUGACAGUUUGGAAUUUUUCAAGAGUCUCUUAUGCCACUUGGUUAUUUGCUCUACAGACACUAGAAUAAUCUGGAGUUACAUCUAUUAACAUAGUAAUAAAACACUUAAUUCUUGUUAUGGCAGUUGUCAAUAACAUAUAGCCCAUUGCUGGCAUGCAUUUAAGAAAACUUCAGUCUCCAACAUUAAACAUUUCAUAUUUGUUACAGUGUUUUGUCUUUCCUUAUAUAAUUUUUUAGAUCAGUCUUUUAUUUUUUUUGUGGGAAAUAAUCUCAGUUUAAGAAAAUCAUUCAUCAUAUAUACAUACACACACAUAUAUAAAAACAUACUGAAUUUGUUUCAGGUAGCAGCAAUUGAGUAUAUGUUUUUUUUCCUCUGCUAUGUAUUAAAUGCACAUGCUGAUGAGGGUUCCAAUUUAUCCAUAGUCUUUUUGUAAUAAGAUUUUAUGUAUUAUUUUUCUUUUUACAAAAGCAGAAGAAUAUUAAUUUGUACUACUGUACUUUUGUCUUAUUAAGUCAUUACUUCAAAAUGUAAUCUUGCCUUCAAUUUUGUAGUAGGAUAAAAACUGCUUAAAUCAGAUUGUGAAAACAUUUCCCAAAUUGAUUGAACUUUAAAAUCUUUAACAUAUAUUUUGUUUUCUUUAACUUUAUUUUAAAACUUCAAAUUAAAGCACAGAUAAUAAAUAAAACAGCCCUUUUCAGGUUAUUGUACAUUUGUGCUGCUAAACUAAUUUUUAAAUUAAAAUUAAUUAAUAAUACUUAGCAUGCUGACAUGCUGAGGAAAAAUUGCCAUAUUUGAGAGUUCCUCAGGUACUCAUUUUCCUUGUCAGGAAUAGUCUGUCUACUGGUUAAAUAGCAUAUAGAAUGGCAUGUAUAGGACAAUAUAAUUUAAGUGAAGCCUCAUUCAAACAGGCUACUUUUUAUCUACUCCAAAUUUAUAGCACACUUUUAUUUUGGAAAAACUACACUAACAAAAAGGUGAGUGGUAUUCCAUAUUUAUGGGAUGAAAAAUUUGGUUUUCUUUUAGAAGCUGGGCAAUUUUAGUGCUCAGAGAGAAAUUUCUCUCAAUGUACUCCAUUGUGCCUCUGAAUUUUAAGAAUCAUGAUCUUUUUAGAUCUCAGAAUAGUAAAUUGGCCUUAGGAGUUAAUUCUCCCACUUAAAAGUGUUGUACUACUUUAAGUGAACGUUUCAGUGUAUAACAGUAAUACCAUUGAUUGUUGGCCUCACAGUUUCUGAACCUCUGAAAUAAUUAUUGUUUACUUGCUGAAAAUGCUGCCAUUGAUAUGACAUUAGAAUAUUCAUUUUCUCCAAAAAUAAAAUGAACUAGCUGGGUUAAAAACAUUCAGAAUAAUUGUGAAACACUGCAUUAUGGUCUAAUGAACAUGUAGAUCAAAUACUAUUAAUUAUUGAUUGAACUGAAUACAAUUUGCACUGGAGAACAAAAUGUCAACAUUUAGAUUUUUAUUUUCAAAACACUUAAGUCUAUCAUCCAUUUGAGUACUUUCCAUCGACAAAAUUUUUAAAUGUCAUUAAACUCCAGUCACCACGACUGAAAUAAUUUGGCCAUCCCUUUUCAUCUUGAGAGAUGUGUAGUGGGAUGUUGAUUAAUGGUCAUUAAAAUUUAGUAGUGUCAGGACUAAAAGGAAAAUUGAGCCCCUUUAAUAAUUUUGUUAUUUGGAUGUGAUCUGGUGCAUUUGAAUGGGAAAACCAUUGUAUGUAACUGUUGGAUUACGAUUAUGGCCUCAAUUAAUUUGAAAUGUAUCACAUGAAAUAAUUUCAUGACAAAUCUGAAGAAGUAAAAAAAUAAAUUAAUUUAAAAACUGA